Molecule: messenger RNA, 3377 nt
Organism: Cheilinus undulatus (humphead wrasse)
Lineage: Eukaryota; Metazoa; Chordata; Actinopteri; Labriformes; Labridae
Gene: ascc2
Product: activating signal cointegrator 1 complex subunit 2
Exons: 19
Coding region: 137-2431 (764 amino acids)
Biological process (GO): regulation of DNA-templated transcription
Molecular function (GO): ubiquitin binding
Source: RefSeq, a predicted model, not a curated record
CAAACAUGUCACUUCCUGGUCCGACACAGGUGAUUAGAAAACGUUUGGAAACUGAAACUGUGGAAAACUGUGACGACUCUAAUGUGAUGGCUUGAACAUUUUUAGAAAGUCAUAUCAAGAGAGAAAAACAGAAGUCAUGGCCUGUGCCCGAGUGCCACUGGAUGAGCAGCAGGUGACUGAGCCCAGUCCUCUGGGAAAAGAGCACACACUGCCUGCUCUGCACCCGGCCAGGAAGGAGGACCGUUGCUUUGUGCCUUACAAGCCUCCACCUGAGGAUGGCUCCCCUGCUGAGGUGGAGGAGUUUCUGGAACAUGCCAAAUUUAUUACAGAAGACCUGGAGUGGCUGCUUGCACUGCCUCAUGACAAGUUUUGGUGUCAGGUGGUGUUUGAUGAAUCUCUGCAGAGAUGUUUGGACUCAUACCUGCAUCAGGCUCCCCGUGGCCUCGACCUCACCAGCCUGCCCUCCUCCCCUGCUGUGGCUGACAUGCAGCGCUCCAUCCACAGGGUCGUCUUCUUGACCUUUCUCAGGAUGGCAACUCAUAAAGAGUCCAAGGAGAACUUUAUCACCCCAGCUGUGUUUGGAGAAAUUAUCUAUGAGAACUUUCUGUUUGACAUUCCUAAAAUUUUGGAUCUGUGUGUGCUCUUUGGAAAGGGAAAUGGUCAGCUGCUGCAUAAGAUGAUAGAGAACAUCUUUACUCAGCAGCCUUCGUACUACAGUGACCUGGAUGAAACGGUGCCUACUGUGUUGCAGGUGUUUGACACCAUCCUGAAUAGAUGUGGUCUCCAGUGUGAAGGAGCCGCUGCCAUGGAGCCCAUGAAACUGAAUGCACACAAACAGCCCACUGCCAUGGCCAUGAGCCAGCAGGAACUUGUAGAUAUUAUUUUAUACCUGUGUGACUCCACCACCACCAUCCAUGCCUUCCUGGACAUCUUCCCUGCUGCCUGCACCAGCUUUCACUCCCACAGCUUCCUCAGCAGACUGACCUCGUUUUAUGAGACCGCUGUGCCUGACCUGGAGAAAGCGGUGAGGAAGAGAAACUUUGAUGAUAAAAGUCUUCAGGAGGACUUGUGGAAGAGGUUGUCUCACUCCUGCCGUAAGAUGGUGGAGAUGACUCACCUGCUGCUGAAUCACACCUGCCUGCAGCCCAUCCUGGACGGUGGAGAAAAUGUGCAAACAUUUGCAGAGGAGCUCCUACAACAUUUCACAUCUUUUUUACCUGAGAAAAGGUUCUUAUCAGACUACGACGAGCAGUUUCCCAUCGCAGACGACAUCAGCCUCCUGCAGCAGGCCCUCCCUGUCAUUGAUGAGACUCGGACGUCCUACCUGCUCCAGGGGGUUGAGAGUGCCUGGGACAGUGUGGGCCGACGGAAACCACAGAGUCAGUUUCAUCAAAAAACGAUGACAGCACAUCAGGGAGCUUCUGCCUCAUCUUCAGCUGGUUUCAAACCUCAGAAGGUCCAAGACCCAGAAGGAGGACGAGAAAGUCCAAGGGGAGCUGAGGCCAUGUUGCAAGUUCCCCAAAAAGGAAACAAUGGUGCGGUGUGUCCAGUGAGUGGGGCAGAGUUGGAGUCUCUGCUGUCGUGUAUCCGGGAUCUGCUGCCUGACUUAGGGGAAGGCUUCCUGCUGGCUUGCCUGCAGGAGUACGACUAUAACUCUGAACUGGUCAUCAACAACAUCCUGGAAGACCGCCUGGCCCCCAACCUGGAAAAACUGGACAGAGCCAUGCCAAGGCCGGCGAAGGAGGAGCUUUCCGAUGUUUUGAGUGUCAGAUCUAACGUGUUUGACGAUGAUGAGUUUGACAUCUUCCGAAGAGACCAGGUAGACAUGUCACGCAUCUGGAAAGGCAGGAGGAAAGGUGAGAGCGUUCGAGAGAUGCUGAACGACAAGAAGCACAUAACUGAACAGAAAGCUCGAUAUCAGACCUACGAGACGGUGGUGGAUGAGGUUAUCAUCGAGCCUGGUGAAAGUGCAGCCGCUUAUGGGCUGGACGACUAUGAUGAUGAGUACGACGACACCUAUGACAUGAACCAAGUGGGAGCCAAUGACCUGGAUGGAGAGAGUUUACUGAACAGGAGACCUUUCACAGUCCCUCAGGUCCUCAGACAAGGAAACAAACAAGAGGAGGAGGAAGAGGAGGAGGGUGAAGAGGAAGAAGAGGCUAUACCGAACAAUAUAAACAGGGACCAGUUUGUGCAGGACCCAGCCCUGCUGAGAGAGAGGGCUGAAGCCAGAAGAGCUGCCAUGCAGCAAAGAAAAGGGUACCGACCUGAGCGUCCCAGUAAUGUGGUUGGCCAGCCCAAAGGCCAAGGACAGACCUUGGAAACAUUCCUGGACCGGCGAAGGAAAGAGGCCAACAAGAGCCGUACGUCAAACCACAACCGCCGCACCAUGGCUGAUCGCAAGAGGAACAAAGGCAUGAUCCCCUCCUGAUCUGUGUGACUGACAGCUGCUUGAACCAAACAGACUGAUGGUAGGAGGGAUGGCAAGAAUGUAGAAGGUAGUGAGGGGGGAGAAUAAACAAGGCUUGAGUUGCUGUUCUGGAUUAAAAGUUUCCAGUUGAGUUGUCUGCACAAUCACACUUAAGCUCCAUAAACACCAUCGGUCCUUCACAGAGAAAAAGAAGAAGCUUUUCAUUUGGUGCUGAAUAGUUGCAUUGCUUUAUCCACACAUCUUGGCCUUUUGUGGUCACUAACUGUCAGCAGCGUGUUGAAAAAUUUGAGCUUCUGAAAAUUGUGUUUUACUUUUUGAGCCCUAAAGAUAUUUAGCUCUUUGGCUCAAAUGAUUUUUUAACAGAUUAAAAAAGUCCUAGCUGACAUUCAGAGACUGAGGACAAAGAAAAAGACCUUUAUUUUUGCCAAGUAACAAAUAAGUUUAUUUUCAAGAUCCAUAGUGAUCCACUGAAGUUUCUUUGACAUCAUCAUCAUCGUCAAACAGACACAUAGGAAUAAAAGGAAAAGAAAUCUGUUGUUUUAACAGAGACUAUGAUUGCUUCUGUAGCUGGAAGAACAAUUACUGACCUGGUGAUCAACUCUCUAAUGCUCAUCCUGAACGAGUGGCUUGUGUGCAGGCUGCCUUGCAUGUGACAUUCAAGUGCAUGCAUGCAAUGUCAUCCACCAAAUUCAGCCUAGUUAAAACCCAAGUCUAUAAAGAAAUACAUGGCCAUCUCAUACUGAUGAUACUGAUGUGUUUGUGUUUGGAAGCUCGUGCAGUAGAGGAGGGUGGAGCUGUGGGAAACUCUCCCUCUGACAUGUUACCAUGCACACUUUUUCUAUGGAGAGAACACAUCUGUAAGAGCAUUUUGUAACAAAAAAAGCACUUGUAAUUGCUUUUUGGAGUUGACAUUGCAAAAAAACACAAAAUAAAUACAAUAAUUAUA